Exophiala mesophila is the source of this 1281-nucleotide messenger RNA. RefSeq lists its product as uncharacterized. The record is from RefSeq and is a predicted model, not a curated record. The transcript has 2 exons. NCBI's taxonomy places the organism in Eukaryota, Fungi, Ascomycota, Eurotiomycetes, Chaetothyriales, Herpotrichiellaceae. Bases 117 to 1028 code for a protein of 303 amino acids.
UUGUCUACGGCUUCAUGAGUUCUUAAGCUCCCAAUAUCUAUCACAAAUACAUGAGGAUCAAAGACAGCGCAUCUGUACGGUAGCCAGAUAAAAUUCUUCAAGUCUGAAUCUCCAAUAUGGUGUUCAAUCCCGACAAUGAUAUUCCGGAUCUCUCUGGCAAGGUGGUCCUGGUGACUGGCGGAAACAUCGGACUGGGGCGAGAGACAGUACUGCAAAUCUCAAAACACAACCCAGCACACAUCUAUCUGGCAGCGAGAAGCAAAGCCAAGGCGGAGAGUGCCAUUGCAGAAAUUGACGCCCAAGCCCCGAAUCAUGCGCCAAUAUCAUUCCUGGAGCUUGAUCUGUCGUCAUUUGAGAGUGUGAAGCAAGCGGCCUCAACGCUCAAUGCGGCUUCUGACCGUCUCGACAUUCUGAUCAAUAAUGCCGGGAUCAUGGGCACACCCCCGGGCACGACUAAGGAAGGCUAUGAGAUGCAAUUUGGGACGAACCACAUGGGGCACGCCCUCCUGACGAAAUUACUACUGCCCAAGCUGCAGCAGACAGCGACCAAGGUCUCAGGCUCGGACGUUCGCGUUGUGACUCUCGCUUCAGAUGGAUACAAAAUGGCACCAAGCCUGCCCUAUCCUCUGGACAAGCUGAAAACCGAAAUGGCCGAUUACAGGACGUUGGGCAAGUACGGUCUAUCUAAACUCGCCAAUAUCCACUACACCCAGGAGCUGGCCAAGCACAAUCCUGACAUCAAGUGCAUCGUCGUCCAUCCUGGUGCAGUGUCAACCAACUUGUCAUCAUCUAUGACAACCCAAUGGCCAAUAUUGAAAUUGCCGUUGAUGUUGCUGCAAGCCUUGGUCCUCAACACAGUCCAGACUGGUUCUCGCAACCAGCUGUGGGCGGCUUUCUCUCCUGAGGCCAAGUCCGGCUCAUAUUAUAUCCCCGUGGGCAAGGAAAGCCACAAUGCGGUGAUCGACGAUUCCAAGGCCGCGCAAGACUUGUGGGAAUGGACAGAGAACGAGUUGAAGAGCCAUGUGUGAGAAUUGCGCGAGGGCAUAGAUGCGGGACUAUCUCGUGAGUGAGUGCCUACUAACCCACUGUACAUCAUUGUUGAUAUGUGCCAGCGAGGCUCCAGUUAGAUCGUUGGGAUGUAGAUACUUUCAAAGACUCUCCGGUCGACAUUGAUACCAUGAACUAUGGACAACAAGCGCUCUCCUGUAUUCAUGUAAAGCUCUUUCCUAGCUUUCUUUGCGUUCAUGGAGCGUAUCUGAACCCUUCGACGUCCUCCAAAAC